UUGACGGUGUGCCAGCGUGCCGCGUGGUAUACGGGCGAGAUGGAUGCAGUGCUGUGCUCCGCGUUGUCCGCGGACAACACAGUCAGGCGGGGAGCGGAGGCGGCGCUAAGCUACGCUAGGACGCAGCGAGGCUUCGCAAUAGCGCUCGCGAAGCAGCUCGCUUCCAACUACCAUCCUCGUGGGGCUUAUGUUGGAGAUGGAAAUAUGGCAAGGGCGGCACCGGCGGCGGAGAGGGAGCGGGACGGAAUGUGGAUGCCCAUGCGGCUUAUGGCCGGGAUGCUGCUGCAGCACUUCGUGAGGGACCGGUGGGAGCUGGCCGACGAUGCCGUGCUUCCCGCAGAGGACAAGAUCCAGCAAGCGUAA
Ectocarpus sp. CCAP 1310/34 is the source of this 363-nucleotide messenger RNA. The record is from the annotation of a GenBank genome assembly. NCBI's taxonomy places the organism in Eukaryota, Phaeophyceae, Ectocarpales, Ectocarpaceae.